AUGGGCAUCCAUGCUGUUAGCGUCAUGCUAGAGGCUCUCAAUAGAGAUGCCCAACAUGCUACUGUCGCCAAGUUCAUUCAAAAUGAACUUGACGCAGAACGCGAGAAAGUAGCCUUGAUUCACCAACAAGGUUCUCAACAAGCAGAGUUGUUGAGAGAACAGGGUGCUCAACUGUUUGAUCUGUUGAGACAGCAGCAGGCUGCUGCUGGUGAGUCGAUGCACUCGCGUCGACUUGAGACCUUGAAGAUUGACAUCUCCAAGUAUAGGGGAGUUGAAGAGGACUCCCUCUUGAGAUGGUUCGUCGAAUUGGAUGACGCCAUAAGGGCGCGUCGCAUCGACGACGGGGAUAUGCAAGUUGCAUUUGCCCAGUCAAAUCUGGCAGGACGUGCCAAGACUUGGGCACUGGGCCUCAAUUGCACGACCCAUAUGCGUUUGGGUCGUUGGAAGUCUUCAAGUCGCGGCUCAGACAAACGUUUGAACCGCCUAGAGCUGAGUUCAGAGCUCGAACUGAACUCUUGA
Messenger RNA from Peronospora matthiolae, 519 nucleotides. Lineage: Eukaryota; Oomycota; Peronosporomycetes; Peronosporales; Peronosporaceae. The record is from the annotation of a GenBank genome assembly.